AUGUCCCCGUACCUGCUUAGAGGCACCGUCCCCCUGUCACCUCUGGUGAUGUGGCACGACGUGGAGCUGACGGACCCCCGCGGCCGGACCCCGCUGGAGCUGGCCGUGUCCCUGGGCCACCUGGAGUCGGUGCGGGUGCUGCUGCGGCACAACGCCAACGUGGGCCGGGAGAACGCCAACGGCUGGACGGUGCUGCAGGAGGCGGUGAGCACGGGGGACCCCGAGAUGGUGCAGCUGGUGCUCCAGUACCGCGACUACCAGCGGGCGACGCGGCGGCUCGCCGGCAUCCCCGAGCUGCUCAGCAAACUGCGCCGGGCAUCCGACUUCUACGUGGAGAUGAAGUGGGAGUUCACCAGCUGGGUGCCGCUGGUCUCCAAGGUGUGCCCCAGCGACGUCUACCGCGUCUGGAAGCGGGGCGAGAGCCUGCGGGUUGACACCACGCUGCUGGGCUUCGAGCACAUGACGUGGCAGCGCGGCCGCCGCAGCUACAUCUUCAAGGGGGAAGGUCAGCUCCAGCUCCCGCGGGACACCCUGGGACCCCAAAUACCCUCAGGGACCCUCCAGUGAGCCUGGGGAUCCCCCCAGACCCCAUGCGCUCGCAUGCAAAGGGGAAGGAAACGCUUGCGCAAGAGGGCGAGCGGGGAGCUGACGGCUUUCCCCCUCCCCAGGAACAAGUCGGGGAUCUGGGGCUGGCGCUCGGAGAAGAUGGAGGUGGUCAGCGGCUACGAGGCCAAAGUGUACAGCGCCAGCAACGUGGAGCUGGUCACCAAGACAAGGACGGAGCACCUCUCCGACCAGGACAAGUCACGCAGCAAAGGCUCCAAGACCCCCUUCCACUCCUUCCUGGGCAUCGCGCAGCAGCACGGCACCCACAACGGGGCGCCCGUGCUGCAGGCUGCCAGCCCCACCAACCCCACCGCCAUCACCCCCGAGGAAUACUUUGACCCCCACUUCGACCUGGAGACCCGCAACAUCGGGCGCCCCAUCGAGAUGUCCAGCAAGGUGCAGAGGUUCAAGGCGACGCUGUGGCUGUGCGAGCAGCACCCGCUGUCGCUGGCGGAGCAGGUGACGCCCAUCAUCGACCUCAUGGCCAUCUCCAACGCCCACUUCGCCAAACUGCGUGACUUCAUCACCCUCAAGCUGCCCCCCGGCUUCCCCGUCAAGAUUGAGAUCCCCCUCUUCCACGUGCUCAACGCCCGCAUCACCUUCAGCAACCUCUGCGGGUGCGACCAGCCGCUGGGCUCCGUGCGGGUGUGCGCCCCCACCCAGCCCCCCAGCACCCACCCCCCCGGCACCCACCCCCCCGGCCCCAGAGGUGAGGCUGGGAGAGAUGGGGGGGGUCCCUGGGGGGGGGGUACAUGUGGCUGA
Molecule: messenger RNA, 1368 nt
Organism: Haliaeetus leucocephalus (bald eagle)
Lineage: Eukaryota; Metazoa; Chordata; Aves; Accipitriformes; Accipitridae
Gene: ANKRD13D
Product: ankyrin repeat domain 13 family, member D
Exons: 11
Cellular component (GO): cytoplasm
Molecular function (GO): protein binding
Source: RefSeq, a predicted model, not a curated record